AUGCUAAACCGCCCCUUCCUACCCAUCGAAGCCCUACCAGCGUGGGCCCGUCUCAAUGGCAUCAAAUUCAACGACAUCGAGUUCCAGAAACUCGAAUUCGGUUCUGGCAUAGUCGCCAAAGCAGAUAAAGAAUACUCUUCCGCUCAAGAAGCAGAAGAUAAACCCGAGAUAUUAAUGACUGUUCCUCCUGAUAUGGUCUUGUCGAUUGAUUUAGUGCAUGAGUUUGCCAAGUCGGAUCCGUAUUUGAGGGCGGUGUUGGAGGCUAGUGGUGAUUUUGGGUGGACUGCUCGUGGGGCCAUCCUCAUCUUUCUACUCUGUCAUAUUACAUACGCAAGCAAUACACACGCCAAAAUAGGCGUUACAAACCCCUGGUCAGAAUACAUCAAAUUCCUCCCCAGUGAAACACUCCUCCCUACACUAUGGACAGAAGACGAACUCGUCUUACUCUACGGCACGUCUCUGAAAGAUGCAGUGGACCAUAAACUAUCCGCUCUUGAAGCAGAGUUUGAUCGUCUUCGAGACGCCACGCAAUCUAUCGCUUGGUGCGAGAGAGAAUGGUGGGAUGAAGAGACCGGUCAAUUGAUACUGGACGAUUGGAAGAUUGUGGACGCCAUGUAUCGGUCUAGAGCGUUGGAUUUGCCGGGCUCGGGACAUGUGAUGGUCCCCUGUGUGGAUAUGGCUAACCAUGCCUCGGGCGAAGAGACGGUUGCGUUGUAUGAGACGGAUGAGGAGCGGAAUGCGGUGUUGCAGCUUCGAUGGGGGAAGAAGCUUCAACGGGGGGAGGAAGUCACAAUAACUUAUGGAGAUGAAAAAGGAGCGUCUGAAAUGAUCUUUUCUUACGGCUUUCUCGAAAGCUCAGUCGAGGAUGCACGGCAACUAUUCUUACCAAUCGAUAUACCGGACAAUGAUCCGCUGAAAAAGGCCAAGAAGAGAAUCUCUGCGAAAAGGACUGCUCCAGGCCUGAGACUUGCUUUAGAAAACGGCAAAACAGUCUGGGAAAGCGACUUCAUUUUCUGGGCUUGUGUGAACGAAGAAGACGGCCUCUCCAUUGAGAUGAUGCAGCCCAUCGAAGGGCCCGUGGAACUCAAGGCUCUCUGGAAAGGCGAAAUCGAGAUUGGGCAUGUUGUCCCAGGAGCAUCAUCAAAGUCAAAUGUGAAAGAGUUGCGCAAUAUUCUUUCGCAGGAUCCGCUCUGGGAUCUAUUCCAGUUACGUGCGGCGGUGCUUGUACAGCAAUGCUUGCAAUCUCGUCUGGAAAUGCUGGGUGGCGAAAUGGAAAUGGCGUUUGAGGGUGUAGAGCAUGAUGCGGACGGUAGUCAGACGGGUGUCCGGAGUGCUGUUUAUGAGAUGAUUCGGAAACUCAGACAGGGGGAAACUGCGCUCUUACAAGGGGGCCUGAGGGAUCUUGCUAAUGAGAUCGAAGAACUGAUGACGUCGGAAACAGUGCAGAAAUUUCUCAAGCAGCAACAACAACAACAAGAAGAAGAAGAAGACUUUUCUUGA
Talaromyces amestolkiae is the source of this 1500-nucleotide messenger RNA. RefSeq lists its product as uncharacterized. Lineage: Eukaryota; Fungi; Ascomycota; Eurotiomycetes; Eurotiales; Trichocomaceae. Gene Ontology annotation, biological process: peptidyl-lysine monomethylation. Gene Ontology annotation, molecular function: protein-lysine N-methyltransferase activity. Bases 1 to 1500 code for a protein of 499 amino acids. The transcript has 4 exons. The record is from RefSeq and is a predicted model, not a curated record. Gene Ontology annotation, cellular component: nucleus.